CAUCAGCUCCUUGUUGUCAGUUUGGCUGGGGCUCGGUGUAGGCGGGACGUUUAAUGUCAGCUCGGCUCUUAGCUACAAAAUGCCCUUAAAUUUAUUUCUUCGUGUUCAGCACUAACAUUUACACGUUGUCAUCAGAGACACCCUGCCUUUUUCAUUCGGUUUACGUGUGGACAACAUUAGCCGGUGAGCUAAUGUAGCUAAUUGGGCGAACUACUACUAAUCUCUGAGCCAAAGUGGUCCUUUUAACUUCACGAAUAAGCUUUAACAAAGGAUGCUGGAGUCUAUAAACGUGACAGAAAGACUCCGUUGGCCAGAGAGAGAAAUGUCCAAAAAGUACAUCUUAAACACUGCUGACAAGGCAGUGAGUCCAAGCCAAGUAUACCUAGAGAAGAUUCCUUCUAGUGUCCUCAAAGACCUCUUCAGCACUCGCUCUAGCAGCUACAAUGUUCUGCUGCAGGCAGACAAAGAGGAGAAGAAGAUUCCAAAGCAGUCACCACUCAAGAAGCGAAAGACUUCAGUGAAAUAUGUCUCCACAUUAAGUAAAAGAAACCGUCCAGUCAUGGCUGCUAAAAAGUUUCGACCUCCAGAACAAGCCAGUAAAAUCACCCAGAUAAGCUGUGUUCUCUCAAGGAGCAGCUCCAAUCUCCCUAAACCACCACACAACAUGGCGGUUGUGGGCAGCACUAUGGGCCUGAGCCCCCGUACAGUUCCACAUCUCAGGAAGACGCACAUCCCCAACCCCAACUCACCUCGCACUAAACUUCCCUCUUUGUACAAAUCACCAAGCACACGGGAAGUGGAAAAUGCCAAAAAGCUCUGCAUCCUUACAGCCAUCAAGCCCAUUAAUGUGGAGAAAGAAAAGGCCAAGUUUUUCAAGUCUGACUUCAGCUAUAAUCCACAGUUUGAGUACAGCUGCCCCGUCUCUCCACUAGUAUUGGCGCGACAUAACAACGCCUCAGAUCGCUUUUUGACUCAGGCUGUGCACAUCAUGGAGCUCGCUCUGCAACGAUACGGCAGCUACGAGAGGUUUGAACAGGUCACAGGAGGCAGCCUCCUCACCAAGAGCCGCAUCUGGCAGAGUGUCAAGAGAUACAUGGAGAAGGAGGGCUGCAUGGGAGAGAUAGUUGUCCAGGUGACAGAUGACCUCCUGUCCAGAGCCUCGAUGACCGUGGUGAACUGCAGACCCACUCUGACCAUCAACGUGUCCACUGCCCGGGAGCACUGGCUGGAAGGGAUGCUGAGGCAUGAGAUUGGCACCCAUUAUUUCCGUGGCAUUAACAACUGUCACCAGCCAUGGAGCAGCAGCGCAGGAAGGAAGAAACUCAACCUGAAGCCGCUGAAUCCCACUGAGGAGGGCUUGGCCAGCAUCCACAGUGUCUUGUUCCGGAAAGACCCCACACUGUGGCGUGCCGCCCUCCUGUACUACACAGUGUACCAGGCCAGCAGCAUGUCCUUCACUCAGCUUUUUCACAGUCUGGGACGCUUUGUCCAGGACCCUAACACCCGCUGGGACUACUGUGUCCGAGCCAAGAGAGGCCAGACAGACACUGCACAGCCAGGGUGCUUCAGUAAAGACCAGGUCUACUUGGAUGGUGUCCUGAAAAUCCUGAGGUACAGAGACAAGAUCAACUUCCCGUUGCUGAUGGCUCUAGGAAAGGUGUCAUUUGAGGACGUGGACCGUCUCAAACCCCUGGCUCAGAUGGAGAACAUCCGCAUCCCACACUUCGUGCAGGAUCAAGCCAGGUAUGCCGAUCAGCUGACCAAAAUCAUGGCGGUCAACCAGCUGACUGACGAGGAGCUGAAGGCUAUCAUCUGAACCUGCACAUCUCUGCCAACCUCGCUGAAGCCCAAAUAAAAACCUGUUGCACCACUGCCAGCCAAUACCUGCAUGUCUCUAAAACACCACCACCAUGCAUGGUAGCAGAGUGUGUGACCAGUGCAGCAUGCUGUAUUGCAUGAGCUAUAGACAUACAUUAUAUGUAAGUUAAGUGAACUAGACAUUUGUUUUGAAAAUCUGCUCUCAUCAUUUGUCCACUGGUGACAGGGGGCUCAGGACACACUCAUGGAAACUCAACAUGUUUUAUUUAGUUGAAAGUUUUCAUCCCAGUGCCAACAUAAAUCUGUCAUAAUUAAAAUCACACUUGUUUUGAUACCUCACUUUACUUUUCUAUAUGAUUUUUAAGAAGCAUUUGAUGCCAACCUUUGUUGAUUUUAACAUAGUAGAGACAUCUUUAGUAUCCCAUGAUGAUCUGAAUCAGAACCCAAUGAUACAGGAUUAUAUGAGGUCAAUUAUGAAAUCUUGAUGUAUCUGCUAGUGUUGUUCCUAAACCGAGAUCAAGACAUGUCAAGGCUGAGGCCAAGAACUGAUCAAAUACACAACAAGACUAGAAUGGUCCACCUGUCGGGUCACUGUUUAUCACAAGAUAAAAUAUAAGUUAGGAGUCACAGUUUUUCCCCUCGGUCUGACACAAAGGGAAAUACCUCUCAGGCUACAUCAGUAUAUGCUAACUAAAUUAGGCAGUUUGCCGACCUAGUUGAUGGUAAAUACCCUGUCAGCAAAAUGGAACUGCAGCCCUACAAUGUACAAUGUAUAGGUGGCCAAUAUAACAUCUGUAACUCUCUUGGUUUGAGGGGUGAAGAGAUUUGUAAAGAGCUUUGGUAAAUGUGCAGAUUGCUAAUAAUAGCUAUUGUUGCUAGCAUCUCUUAUACUACCAUAACUUGUGAUUUCUGGGCUGAUAAAAUGGUUUAGGUUGAUAUAAUUACAUAAGAUGAAGCUGAUAUCUCCACCAGACAGCCAUCACUUCUUGCAAAAAAAAAACAAAAAAAAAAGAAAUUACAAUCCUCUCAAGUUAUUGUUUGUUAUUGUUAAGUUAAGAAGCAGUCAUCCAGGCAUCUUGACCGGCCUAGCAGUAAAAUCCCAAGUGCAAUUUAUAACCUAAGCACAUUACGUACCCAAACAUUUGCAAUGAGGAUGGAAAUAAAGUAUUUAAAUAUGGUGCCUCUACACAUGAGUAAUGCUACUUUGAUUUACAUACUACAGAGCUUGAUCUGGGAGCCCCCACGCUAAACUAAGCUAACCCCUUCCUGACUCUAAUAGACUUUAGUUUUCCUAAAAUCACAGAUGUCACUUAAAGAAACAAUAUGACAUGAACAUGCAGUAUAACAUGGACAUACCUGCACCUGAUCCUUAGCUUGUUUAAUGAAUUGACUAACAUUUGUCAGGGGAGUGAAAUGCUGACGUCAGCUACCUAAGCAGCUCUAAAAUACGUGUUUUCUGGUGUUUCCCCCAAAAACUUUUACUAUUGUGAUAUUUUUUGACGCGCACAAAGAGAAAUGUCCUCGGUGUAAACCCUGUCAGUACUCUGUGGUGGACAAGGCUACUGUCACAUUCCUUUGGCAGUGACGCGGUCCAGUGUUUUAUUAUAUUGGCUGACAAAUGGACUGACAGUGAUAAGCUAAUGAUAGUAUUAGCUGUGCCAACGUUAGCAGGGUUCCAAUCUGAAAGACACUUUCUCAGUGUGAUAGUAAUCACAGUUGCUAUUUAUGUAUUAUGUCUUUUGCAUGGAAAGAGUUGAGUCAACAGUAGUCUAAACACAAUCAUAUACUAAAAUCCUUAUCCAAGUGUACUUACCUCUAGUUAAGAACAUAUUCUUGCACUUUCCUGUUGGAACUGUCUAGAGUUACUGAUCAUGUAAAAGAUGUGUUUGUUGAUGGACUGUGAAUGAGAAAGAUAAAAGCAGAAUGGUGCACAAUAAUGCUCUGGACCACGUGACCUGAGGUUGUUUCCUGUCCUGUGAAGUCUGAGUGGUCCACGUACACUGACUUGAAGCCCAGUUCCACUAUUUGCACUUUCUUCCUUUGUAUCUUAUCAGCUUUGUUGGUGUGAUUUAUACAAACUGAUAAAUCUGUGUUUAAAAACCCAAA
This is a messenger RNA of Sphaeramia orbicularis (orbiculate cardinalfish), 3924 nucleotides long. It is a transcript of the gene matcap2, whose product is annotated as microtubule associated tyrosine carboxypeptidase 2. The transcript has 7 exons. Lineage: Eukaryota; Metazoa; Chordata; Actinopteri; Kurtiformes; Apogonidae. The coding region runs from base 272 to 1816 and encodes 514 amino acids. The record is from RefSeq and is a predicted model, not a curated record.